AUGGGUGUCCUUUGGCAAUAUGCUAUUGCCUCUCUGGGGAUUUCUACUUCCCUGGCAGCCUCAAUUCCAACUACCACAACUCAUGGGCUAGAAGAAAGAGACCCUCUGCCCCAGACCUGGUCGAAGCGUGCCGACAGCGAGACUAAAGACUUUGAUCCAUGGGAUCUAUCGCAUAUUACCAAGAUCGCCGCCAUUGGAGACUCCUACUCAGCGGGAAUUGGAGCGGGCAAUCGGCUUGGCAACAACUAUGACCCAACCAAGAUGGGUGCAUGGAUGUGUAGUCGCUACGACAAGGCCUAUCCGUAUCUUGUGAAUGAGAAUUCCGCUCUCGGCGAUAAAUCGAAGAGAAAAUUUCAAUUCGAGUCUUGCUCUGGUGCUUUGACAAAGGAAGUCACGGAUGAUCAAGUGAAACGAAUCGAUGAUGGGCAACAAGCCAUCAUGCUUUCAGCUGGUGGAAAUGAUGCGGGCCUUGUGGAUAUUUUGAACCAAUGCGUCUAUCAGUUCUUUGCGCCUACCAAGGAAGGAGCCGGCCUUAUGGAAACCGGCCUUGCAUUCAAGGCCAUUGAAUGGUUGAAAAAGGGCGACCUCUCUAAAUACUCUCGCGGCUGCGACGGUACGCUCGAUGACUCGAUGAAGACCAUCGAGGGCGGUGACUUUUCCAAGAAUCUAGACUCGCUGCUGAGUAAAACCAAGGAGAAGCUCGCCAAGGAUGGUAAAAUUUACUAUACUGGUUAUGGAUGGCAAGAAGAAGCCAAGCUCACGGUCGACAGGCGGAAGAAAAUGAAUGAACUCGUCGAUGCAGUAAACAUGAAGAUCGCUGAGGCCGUUAAGAAAGCCGGUGAUCAGGUCGUCUUCGUCGACUAUGACUAUAUGAUCAGGACCUCCGGCGGGCAGUUCUGCGAAAAGGGGGUUGAUGAACCAAACCCGGGCAGAAAACAACUCAUGUUCUUUGAACUGGACCCCACCGAAGCUCUCGGAAUGUCACCUUUCAAGAGAGACGGCGGCGAUAGCUACGAGGGCACAUUUGAAUAUGAUAUUGACCGGCUUGGAGAGCUGACUCUCACUGCGGGAUCGACGUUCAAAGAUGCUCCCCAUGCAAAGAAUUCGACCAAAACCGAGAAGACAGAGGACAACAAGCGCUUUAUCGAAGCUGUGCUACCCGAUGGCUUUAAACGCAUUUUCCAUCCGACGAUCAAAGCCCAUAAGAGCAUUGCUGACUACCUCAUCUAUUAUAUGGUCAUGGACAAUGCUGAGGAGCAUCAUACCGAUUCUCCCAGUCCAACUUUCUCUGGAAAGUGCAAGACAAAGCCGACCGAGACCGAAGCCAUCAAAGCCAAGUGUGACCUCGACACGUUAUCUGGUGUUCCUUAUAACGUCUUCGACGGGGUCUACGAUAAAUUCUGCAAGGAGAUUGACAAGGCUCAGAAGGAUGAAAAAGAUGACGGACUGACUUGGAUGGUUGACUCGCACGGCGAUAAGAUUCCCAACAAGAAGAGAGGCUUUCUUGAGGGCCGAACACCUCCCCCCGAUUCGAAUUACUAUAAGGACUUUAAAUUCGGGCUUGUCUGGGAUCGGAAGAGUGACAAGGGCAAGGGGAAGUGUACGACGAGCUGCAAAUCGGCAUUCGAACAGAUGACUCUCGGCUGCGGCCACACCGGCGGGGAGCAGAACGGCAUGGCUCGAGAUGCGUCGGUGUCCACGGAUUGCGGGAAGUACAGCUACAAGAUCAGUGGAUCCGGUGUGCCAAAACACACAGAUCCAUACGACGCCGAGAGGAAAUGCUAUGAUCUCAAAGACGUCAAGAAGCCUACCGAAAUAUCAAGCGACUUUCAGGCGGAAAAGACCGAUGAAUUCUGCGACAUGACUAAAGGGAAGAAGCUCAAGGCUAACGGACAUACGAUUGGAUUGACAAGCCCGGACCUUGGGAGUGGGGCUUAUUAUAACUACUACGUGGAAUGGAGAAAGGGCUGUAAAAGCUCCGAGGAAGAGUUUGACGCGGAAUUUCCUCUCGGCAAGGACAGUAAGAACAAUUGCCGGUCGUUGAUACGCUGGACGUACAAGCUGUGUGGGGAUAACGGUGGGAUCGGCGGAUAUUACGACGUUGAUUGUCUGAGGUAUUCGUUUCAAGGUGUAGGGUUUAGCUUUUUGAGCAAGAGUUAG
Penicillium alfredii is the source of this 2160-nucleotide messenger RNA. RefSeq names its product SGNH/GDSL hydrolase family protein. Gene Ontology annotation, biological process: triglyceride catabolic process. Gene Ontology annotation, molecular function: triacylglycerol lipase activity. NCBI's taxonomy places the organism in Eukaryota, Fungi, Ascomycota, Eurotiomycetes, Eurotiales, Aspergillaceae. Bases 1 to 2160 code for a protein of 719 amino acids. The transcript is spliced from 5 exons. The record is from RefSeq and is a predicted model, not a curated record.